Messenger RNA from Lycium barbarum (goji berry), 2124 nucleotides. RefSeq lists its product as uncharacterized. The record is from RefSeq and is a predicted model, not a curated record. The transcript has 5 exons. NCBI's taxonomy places the organism in Eukaryota, Viridiplantae, Streptophyta, Magnoliopsida, Solanales, Solanaceae. Bases 1 to 1083 code for a protein of 360 amino acids.
AUGUCUAGUAAGACAUCUUCUGAUAUGAGAUGGCAUAGUGUUGAUUGUCAUAAGGAUGGCUUAUUGAGGCAUCCAAGAGAUGCUGAAGCAUGGAAAAAGUUUGACUUCACAUUUCCUGAAUUUUCUCAAGAUCCACGUAAUGUCCGUCUUGCCUUAGCGAGUGAUGGGUUCAAUCCUUUUGGACAUAUGAGCGCUAAUCAUAGCAUUUGGCCAGUGGUUCUAAUUCCGUACAACACCCCUCCUUGGGUAUGCAUGAAACAGUCUAACUUCAUUCUCUCAAUGAUAAUUCCAGGUAAGCGAAUGCCCGGGAAUGAUAUUGAUGUUUACUUACAACCUUUGAUUGAUGAAUUGAAGGAGUUGUGGGAUGGUGUUCAGACCUUUGAUGCUUUGUCAACUGAAACUUUCAAAAUGAGAGCAGCAUUGAUGUGGACAAUUAGUGAUUUUCCAGGAUAUGGUAUUUUGUCUGGGUGGAGCACGUAUGAUGGUUACUCAAGCAAUAUCUCAAGAUGUGUUGAUGUGAAGCAACGAAGAUUAUCUGGGUUGAAAAUUCAUGAUUUCCAUAUUCUUAUGCAGCAACUAUUACCGAUAGCGUUGAGGAACGCAUUACAUGGCUUAGUGUCUGCAGUUAUAGCUGAUCUUUCAUCAUUUUUUCGGCAGUUAUGUUCUAAAGUGUUGAAUCCCAUGGACCUUGAUAACCUCCAAAAUCAAAUCAUUCUCACUUUGUGUCAUUUAGAAAUGAUAUUUCCUCCAUCUUUCUUUACUGUCAUGGUUCACUUAGUUGUUCAUUUAGUUGAUGAAGUGAGACGUGGUGGCCCGGUACAUUAUCGAUGGAUGUAUCCUAUAGAAAGGUUCUUGGGGCAUUUGAAGUCUUUUGUACGUAAUAUGGCGCAACCUGAAGGCUCAAUUGCUGAAGGUUAUAUGGCAGAUGAAAUUCUAACAUUCUGCUCAAGAUAUUUUGAAGAUGUCGAGACAAGAAUGAAUAGGCCGAGGCGUGUGGAUGAUAAAACUAAUGAUGUUGGAUAUCAUGAAAAGGAAACUAUGUUCCCAAAAAAUUGGCAAAUCAGUAGCGGGUUCAUAUUUUAAGCUACCACCAAUGCAGAAGCUACAAGCACAUCGUCAUGUGUUAAUUAAUUGUCCAGCAGUUGACCCAUUUAUCCAGGAAUUUAGGACAGAAACAAAGAGAAGGUUAAGGAGUCGAACUCGGUCGGAAUCUACGAUAGAUAAAAUUGUGCACAAAGAAUUUGUUGACUGGUUUCAAAAGCGAAUUUUGAAUGACGUCAACGAGCAUUCUAGGGAACUUAGGUGGCUUGCAGUUGGACCACUUGAAGAAGCUAAGAGAUUUACUUCAUACAAUGUCAAUGGGUUCAAAUUUAGAACUCUAUCAGGAGAGCAGGGGAUGAAAAUUCAAAACUGUGGAGUAUUUGGUACAUUUGAUACUAGAAGUUAUGCAAGCAAACGUGACAACAAUAUGGUAGUUGGAGGUGUUCCGUAUUACGGAAAAUUGGUGGACAUAAUCGAAUUGAACUACAAUGGUCAAUUUACAGUUACAUUGUUCAAGUGUCAAUGGGCUAAUACCACUACUGAUAGAGGCAUAAAAAAAGACGAGUUGGGUUUUACGAGUGUUAAUUUUUCCCAUUUGAUACAUCUUGGUGAUCGGGAAGAGCAUGAGCCGUAUAUAUUGGCAUCACAGGCCCAACUUGUAUAUUACGUUGAUGAUGAAAAAGAAAAACAGUGGAGUGCUGUUGUUCAUCUAAAACAAAGAGACUUGUAUGACAUGGGAGAAGAAACAGAAGAAUAGUCCAUUUAUGAUGUCAUUUCUUCUUCACAAGAAGAUCUGGGUAGUCGGUUUCCUGAUGGCGAUCAAGAUUUACGAUUGACAAGGGAUGAAAAUAGAAGAUGAAGAUAAAUAUUAUUUAGAAAUAUGACUACUAGAUUUAAAAAGUUUUAAAUGAACACUGCUUCAUCCAAACUGUUUGUUGCACAUUUAAUUAGAGUUCCUCCACCUGUAUAAUAGGUUUCUGUCUUGACACUUGAUGUUAAUUUUGACUUCAAUUUUCUCUAUUAAAGUCUCUGCUUUUUAAUUGGUUGUUGCUAAAAUUAUGUGUUACUAACUUUCUGCCUAUA